Messenger RNA from Clonostachys rhizophaga, 2025 nucleotides. The record is from the annotation of a GenBank genome assembly. Lineage: Eukaryota; Fungi; Ascomycota; Sordariomycetes; Hypocreales; Bionectriaceae.
AUGUUUUCGAGGUCGUCACUCUUGUCGCUCCUUGUCUUGGGGCUCCAGGCGCCGCUUCAAGCAUCUGCGAAGCUGGAUGCCAACGAGACAGACGGCCGAUUCAUCCUUGCCAACGACCGGUUUUAUACCGCCAUUGACAAGUCGAUAGGGUCUGUGGUGAGCCUCACUCUCGAUGGGCAGGAUCUACUUGGUCCCAAGAGCGGCGCUACCGGCCAGGGGCCAUACUUGAAUUGCUACUGCAUUCCCUCGGGUUUCUGGACGCCCGGCACCCAAAAGCCAAGCUAUGAGCUCUACUCUGGCACCGACUCUACCGGGACCGCCUACGGUGGCGUCAAGAUGUCCGACACUUACAUCGCGACGGGCCAGGUCCUCGAGCAGUACUGGUUCCUCCGUGAUGGCGAGACCGGUUUGCACACGUUCAGCCGGGUGGCAUAUCACAACGAAACGACACCCUUCCUGCGGAAUCUGCAAGAGCUGAGAACCAUGUUCCGCCCGAACACUGACAUCUGGACCCAUCUUUUGACCAACAAGGGACACUAUGCUCCUCUGCCUGGGUCUGAGGCCACAAGCAAGCAGGUCACAGUGCAGGAUGCGACCUGGUAUCUUGGGAACACGCCCGACGACGCGUACGUGAAGGAACUGGCGGAUUACUUCACCAAGUACACAUUUUCCGACCCAUGGAGAGAUCUUGACGCCUAUGGUUUAUUCGCUGAUGGCUCCAACACCCCCGAUGGAUCGACUUAUGGAGCUUGGCUGGUGAUGAACACGAAAGACACGUACUUUGGCGGCCCUACCCAUUCAGAUCUUACUGUGGACGGUAUCGUGUACAACUAUAUCAGCUCCAACCACCACGGUGACCAGACGCCUGAUAUCACAAACGGCUUUGACAGGACAUUUGGGCCUGCUUAUUACUACUUCAACCGCUUCCCAGAAGGCUCCGACAUUCUCGCACUACACGAGGACGCCGCCCAGUUCGCCGAUCCUACUUGGAACGCCGAGUUCUACGACUCCAUCGCAGAGCACGUCACCAACUACGUCCCGUCCUCGAAACGAGCAACCUGGAAGCUUCACGUUGACCUCCCCAAGAACGCCAAACGGCCGCUUGCAGUCCUGUCCCAGAACGGCGUCGACUUCCAGGAGAACGUCCUCGACACCAAGGCGUACCAGUACUGGGCCAACAUCGACGACGAGGGCUACGCCACGAUCCCCAUGGUCAAGGAAGGCACAUACCGCCUCACAAUCUACGCCGACGGCGUCUUCGGCCACUACAUCAAGGACAACGUGGUCGUCACCGCCUCCUCCGGCGUGAGCGUGAUGCAGAUGACCCACGCCCGCUGGCGCGAGGAGACUGAGGGCGUGGAGAUCUGGCGCCUGGGUUACCCCGAUCGCUCGGCCGGCGAGUACAGGCACGGGACCGCGCGCGACACGAAGCACACCCUCCACCCGGAGGAGUACCGCAUCUACUGGGGCGCCUACGACUUCGUCGAGGACUUCCCCGAAGGGGUCCGCUUCAAGGUCGGGGAGAGCAAGGAGGCCGAGGACUGGAACUACAUCCACUGGAGCGUCUUCGGGGGCCGCUCCAACUACAACAGACCCGAGCCGUACGUCGGGGACGGCAACGUGAACAACUGGACCGUCGCGUUCGACCUCGACAAGGCGCAGAUCGAGUGGAAGCGGCAGGCCACGCUGACGGUCCAGCUCGCGGGCGUGAAGACGGCGGCGGGGAACACGGACGUGUACAAUGCGUCGGAGCCGUACGCGAACCUGCCUUAUACCGUCAACAUCAACGGUCAGGAUCUCGAGCCAUGGGUGAUUCCGUAUAACCAGAGCAGCUCGUGCGGUGUGCGCUCUGCUGUGAUCUGCUACGGCGUCGCCCAUAAAUUCAUCUUCAAGCCCGAGUUGCUGCGCGAGGGGGAGAACGAGUUUGUGCUCAGCUUGCCGUACAAUGGCACCAACUACGAGUCUGCGUUGCUGGCAGAGACGGUGUAUGUGCAGUAUGAUGCGCUUCGCUUUGAGAUUGUCUAG